AUGGAUGAAGAUUUAACCAACCGGGUCGUUCCAGGGGCGUCCAAAGGGCAGGUGGCUUUCCAAGCUCGAGGUUUGGAACUAAACUCGAACAAGGCAUCGGCGCGCGCGAAGCCCCGCGGCCGUCGCAAGGCCGGGGGUGGCGGCGGCGGCGGGCUGAGGACUGUUAAGGAGGAAAAGGAGGAGGCGUGGGAAGCGGCCUCUCGGAAGAGACGGGGGCAGAAGGAGACGAGGGUUGCGCCGCAUUCGUACGUGGUGAGAAAAACAGCUGCGGCGCCGUUCUGGCUGUCGCCCGGGGUGCAAUUCGGCCGUUCUAAUUGCAGAGGCUGGUUUCCCACCCGCCAGGACUGGUCCGCUCGCGGCAUCCCGCAGUGCAUCUAUGUUCCUCUUGAGCCUUCGACCGAAGAUCGAGUCGAAGCGAUGCGGUUGGGGCACGAGCGCGUGGUCGGGUUGACCUUAGAGGAGGACGAAGAACGCCUCAUGAGGAUUGCCAUCAGGGAGUCUGCCGCGGAGUCUAGACGAGCUUACGAAAAGAAGUACGGUACGGAGGCCGAACGCGAGAAGAGGCGGGAGGCUCAGGCCAAGGCGAAGGUCAAGGCGAUGGCGGAGCGCGAGAGCCUGCAGCGCGACGAGGAGAAGCAGCUCAUGGAGGUCAUCAAGGCUUCCCUUGUAGAGGGGCCACCCGCGCCGCCGCCGCCGCCAACUCUGGACCACCGGACGGAAGCGACGCCGGGCGCCUUGACUGGGCGGCAGCCCGCCUCCUCGCAACAGGCGAUUCUCCACCAUGGCACCCCUCCGCUUACCGCCCAACAGCAGCCAUGGCCAGAGGGUGGCGGCGCAAAGCUAAGCGGGCACACGAUGAUGAAUGGAGCACCGCCUCCACCCGACGACAAUGAGCGGGACGGCUUGGCUGCUGCGGGGGGGGCGGCGCAGUUGGCCGGGUGGGCAGUGCGCGGUUCUGCCACCUGCGGAGCCCCGGGGGGGGGCGGCGUGUUGCCGCCGGCGCCGCCUGUCCAGAAAGCGGCGUGGGGUGCGGCGGGGCAGGCGAGCGACGGACUGUCGGCGGAAGAGCGGGAACUGAAGGCCGUGCUUGAGGCGUCAAGGAUAGCGGAAGAGACCAGGCAGCGGGAGGACGCGGAAUCCAAGAUAGCCAUGGAUAUGGCCUUGAAAAUGUCCAUGAUGGAGACACCAGCAGCCCCUUCCAGCGGAGAGCGUUACGGGCACGGUCGCGGCAAUUACUACCAACAACCGGCGGCUACGACGGGCUACCCUGCCCAGCCGCCCCCCUUGUCAACGUCAGCAACGGCUAACGGGUUUCGACCUAAAGGAGGCGGGUGGCAAGGACAGCAACAGCCCCCCCGCCCAGCCCCGAAUGCGGGCUACUCUCCCAUGGCCACAGCAGCAGCAGCAGCCCCGCCGCCGGUGGCGUCGACCGCGGUGUCGCCAAGGGCCCCGGGAGCGUACUCGGCGGCAGGCCGGCCGCUCUCGCCGCGGCAGCAGGGGGCCCCGUCGCAAGUGGUACCCACCCGGCCGCCGCCGGCGGAUGGAAGUGUGGGGGGCGGUGGCGGGGAGAGCGCGGAGGGGGACGAAGAAGAGGAUGGGGCUGCGCGGGAGCUGCGAAUCGCCCUGGAGGAGGAGGAGCAGUACUACGGGGCCAAGGACGCGGCCGGGGCGGGAGGGCAGUCGCCGCCUUCGAAGGCUGGCGCGAGCACCGGAGGAGGCAGGCAGCAGGAGGACGAGCUGGCUUGGGUGCUGGAGCAGUCGCGGCUGGAGGCGGAGAUUCAGAAGUCUCGGAUGGCGAUCGCCGAGGAGGGGGAGGAGGAGAUGAUGGCCAAGGUGCUGGAGGAGUCGCGGCUGGAGCAGGAGAAGAGGAACGCCGAGCAGCUGGAGUUCCAGAGGGCUAUGCAGGCGUCCCUCGGUUCGUGAUUGUGGCGUGAUGUCUGACGGUUGGUGGGUGUGGCUAGCCGCAGCUGAGAUGCUCGCCCGGCGUGGAUCUGGGCCAUGGAGACUAGUGGCGAGGCCGGCGAGGUAGCUCGAACAGGAAGCUUUAGAUGCACGCAACAGGCUCACGGCGACGGGGGGGUGGCCGGGAUCAACGAGCUUGUCCGGCGAGGUCACAACAACAAACACAAUCUGACUGUAAGGCAGUUUUUCUACCCCAUGUAGUUGAGCUUUCUUCGUUUUUGGGAGAAUGGUUUUGUUCCUUCGGCUGGAGUGCUGUCAAAUGGCAGCUCGAGACUGUGGGGCGAGGGCCAGAGGGAGUUUGCUGGGAAGGGAGGGGGGCGAUGUGUGUGUGCGUGUUUGCAAAUGAGUUUGGAUCACCACCGUAUGUCGAUGAUGCGUACCUACCUGCCUGUUGUGGUUGUCCCGCAAGGGAAAUAUCGGUGUAGUCAGAAGUUUUCUGCGGCGGUGCGGAUGUUAGGUUCGACCGGCGGGGAUAGUGAGUGUCAUUUUUGUUCGUUUGUUUGGGAGGAGGUCGCGUGCUGCCUUGGGAGAGAUACGGUUUCUCGCGUAUACCCCGCGUCUUGUCUGUCUCUCUUGGUAUUUAGCACCCUCGUCAUCCCCGGCGUUAGUUAGCGUGAUGGCUGUUUUUUCCUUGCACCCCCAACGAAGGGAACGCGACCCGUUUCCCACGGCACGCGUGUGCCGCAAGCGUAUUACAACCGACCAGGGACUGUUCAUGUCGGCCCGUUGUGUAGUUCGAUUCUUCUUGCUCGUCGUCUUCCCUACGGUGUGAUUGUUAGUUCAUGAGCAAGCAUGGUACCUCGUAGUAGUUCCUGGAAUUUGCCGGGCCCCCGCUGACCACUUCCGACGAUGUUAUGAGUCUGAACACCGGCACGGGUAGGGUGGUGUCGGGGACGCAGGCGUUCUCGCUGUUUAGCACCAGUGGAUGGGGGACGUCCAGAUUAUCAACGCUAGGCUACGCCGUUAGUGGUCCUUUCGAGUUUGGCGUUCCCGUGUGACGGUGCCCCUCUUGCUUGAAGCGGAAGGGAUUGUGUGUAGAGUAUAUAGCCGUUUCCAGCAACGAUAUAGUCGUCUGCUGGGCUGUUUGGUGGCCAGUGUCGUUCUGCUCUCUACCGUCAACAGACGGGGUGCUUACUCAUUGCUGGUCGACUUUGCAGUUGCCAAGUCGUGCAGUAGAUGCGUGUGCCUUUGGAUUUUGAUAGAUCGUGUUUUGACAACUUAUGUACACGAUGCAUAUAUAUGUCAAUAGCAGCUGUGCGUGUUUUGAGGCUAUGUCAAAUCGU
This is a messenger RNA of Ectocarpus siliculosus, 3245 nucleotides long. NCBI's taxonomy places the organism in Eukaryota, Phaeophyceae, Ectocarpales, Ectocarpaceae. The record is from the annotation of a GenBank genome assembly.